UGGAUUUUUUUUUUUGAGUGAUGAAUUGACCCCACACACCACUGGAUCUCUCUCCCUCUCUCUCUACAUUCAUAACUCGUUUUAUUACAGAGUAAAACGGAACACGGAGGGAUCUCAGUCAUGAAGAAUUGUGAGCGCAUCGCUAAUCUCGCUCUCGCAGGAUUGACAUUGGCACCACUUGUUGUGAGGGUGAACCCAAACUUGAAUGUUGUCCUUACGGCAUGUCUCACUGUUUUUGUCGGUUGCUUUCGUUCCGUCAAGGAUUCUCCUCCAACUGAGACGAUGUCGAAAGAGCAUGCCAUGCGUUUCCCAUUGGUUGGGAGUGCUAUGCUUCUCUCCCUUUUCUUAUUGUUCAAGUUUCUCUCCAAGGACUUGGUCAAUGCUGUCCUCACUGCUUACUUCUUUGUUCUUGGCACCGUCGCCCUUUCAGCGACACUGUUACCUGCCAUCAGCAGAUUUCUUCCUAACCUUUGGAAUGACGUUGUUACCGUCUGGACUUUUCCUUAUUUCAAAUCUUUGGAGGUAGAAUUCACAAAGUCCCAGGUUGUUGCUGGAAUCCCUGGAUUCUUCUUCUGCGCCUGGUAUGCUUGGAAGAAACAUUGGCUCGCUAAUAACAUCCUUGGCCUUUCCUUCUGCAUUCAGGGAAUUGAGAUGCUCUCUCUCGGAUCAUUCAAGACUGGUGGCAUCCUUUUGGUUGGACUGUUUUUCUAUGAUAUUUUCUGGGUCUUCUUUACUCCGGUUAUGGUUAGUGUUGCCAAAUCCUUUGAUGCUCCGAUCAAGCUUUUGUUCCCUACGGGCGAUGCUCUAAGACCAUAUUCUAUGCUUGGGCUUGGUGAUAUUGUCAUCCCGGGUAUUUUUGUUGCACUGGCUCUAAGAUUUGAUGUGUCAAGACGCAGUAAACCACAGUACUUCACAAGUGCAUUUGUGGGAUACGUUGCUGGAGUUGUCCUCACUAUUGUAGUCAUGAACUGGUUUCAAGCAGCACAGCCUGCUUUGUUGUACAUUGUCCCAGCCGUCAUUGGUUUUUUGGCUUCUCAUUGCAUUUGGAAUGGUGACAUCAAACCGUUGAUGGCGUUUGAUGAAUCGAAGAGUACAGAGGGGGAGGUUGAUAAAGCUCAUGAAGAAUGAAGACAAUGGAGAAAGAAGGGAAGAGGAGUAACAUUUAUAUACACAUAAAAAUGUGUUUUUAUAUGCAUGGAAAAAAUAGAGAAAGGAAAACAUUUUUUUUGUUUCCAGUGAUCAUCAGUCCCUUCAAAAAUAGUUCUCAGCCCUUUUUGUUCUUUUUAGAUUUUCAAACAUCUUGCAAAGACUUGUGUAAGUUAUACAAGUUACAACAGGUUUUUCUUCAACU
Molecule: messenger RNA, 1351 nt
Organism: Raphanus sativus (radish)
Lineage: Eukaryota; Viridiplantae; Streptophyta; Magnoliopsida; Brassicales; Brassicaceae
Product: signal peptide peptidase
Exons: 11
Coding region: 121-1128 (335 amino acids)
Biological process (GO): membrane protein proteolysis
Cellular component (GO): membrane; lumenal side of endoplasmic reticulum membrane; cytoplasmic side of endoplasmic reticulum membrane
Molecular function (GO): aspartic endopeptidase activity, intramembrane cleaving
Source: RefSeq, a predicted model, not a curated record